AUUAAAUAAAUAAAAAAACAUGAAAUUCAUUACCGCUUCAUUGUUGUUGUUGUUGUUGUCGAUGGCGAUGGUGGUGAUCAUGACGACGAUCGUUUCCGCCGACAUUGAAAUCGAUAAAACCGAAGUAGUACUUAUGGAAAUUGUGGAAGAAAUGAUUCGACAAGCAAGACAAUCCAGUACUGAUUCAACAAUAAUUUCUAUUGGUAAUAAAAUCAAAACAUUAGUACUUACAUCUGGUCUAAGUAAUCGUGGUGAUUUACAAUUGAUGAUUGAUUUAAUUCGAUUAACAAUCGAUGUUGGUAAAAAUCAACAACCAAAUCAUUGAUGAUUAUUGUCAACAAUAGAAUCUUAAUAAGAUUAUUAUUAUUAUUUUUUUUUUACUUAUUUGUUUGUUGAAAAAUUUUUUUUUUUUUUUUGGAUAAUAAAUUCCAUUCGAAUUGUGAAAAUA
Dermatophagoides farinae (American house dust mite) is the source of this 448-nucleotide messenger RNA. RefSeq lists its product as uncharacterized. NCBI's taxonomy places the organism in Eukaryota, Metazoa, Arthropoda, Arachnida, Sarcoptiformes, Pyroglyphidae. The record is from RefSeq and is a predicted model, not a curated record.